UUUCUUGGGCACGAGGAAAACCUUUGCCUGUGGGACACCAACAAGCUUUCAGCUGGUGCAAGGCGAAUCCUUUUCACGCAAUUCAUUGCAAGGGCGGUCGCGCGAAUGGGCGCUCGGCCUGGGUACCGCCAUCGCCUGUUCGAGAACACCGGACUGGCGAUGACGGCAGACUGGUCGUUGGACGACCGCAUCACUCCGGAGGGUGUAGUUGGGGCGUACAACUUCAUGGACGGGGGCACGAGCAGUGACGAGGAGAUGCCCGACCAGGAUGAUGAGGUCGGCGACGACGAUGGGGGGGCGGGCGGUGGCGAAUCAAGCUGCGACAGCGACGCAAGCGCAGAUGAUUAUGGUGAUGAUCACGGCGAAGUGCAAGACCCCCUGUCACAGCUAGACAGCGAUGAUGACGUCGAAUCCGACGAUGACAUCAUCGCGAUGGAGCUUCCGGUCGGAUUCGGUCUUCAAGAGUCUCCUCCAAGCUGGAUUUCGCAAGGAUUAAGCGUUGCGUGUUCUUGACGCGUGGUAUGGGGUGGUUCUUGAGGCGGAUCAGCCGGGCAGCGCCCCCGCAAACUAGCCACACCUACGACUACAUCGUGGUUUUGGCGUACGAUCGAAGCACCAUCAGUGUGAAGAUGCCUCUAGAUGCAUAUGACGUAGACGAGGCGAAUGCAGCCGUAGGAGCGUGGGCGUUGAUCGAGCCGAUCGACGAUUCGAAUGAGCCGGCGGGGGUGUGUGAGGGUGAACAGCCACGGCGGCAGGGAAGUAGGGCACGAACCCCCAACGUUCGCAACAUUGACCAACCGGGAUAGAGCAUGCCAAGUUGUGACAACUUUACCAAUCGAUUUCGAAGGGCGUUAGGGAUAUACGGAGUAUUUUGUCCGCACGCACAUUUGCACAAUGACUUUGCGCUUCUUUUUUUUCAGUUCAGUAUCGCCGGGUGUCGUGCAAGCAUGUACCCCGCGGGUAUUGCAAAGCUUCGUGGCUGGAAAAGGAAAUAGUAAUGGUAAGAAAUCGUGCAAUUUGCAUGGUGGCGAAAAGAUAGGAAAUGGCGAAAAUAAGAAAUCGUGCAAUUCUCUUCGGGGAAAAAUAGGAAAUGCCGACAUAAGGAAUUCAGCCCACUAUGGCUGCGGCAAUAAGAAUUGAGCCUCAGCUGACACAGGUGUUUCUUACGAGUGGGCC
Molecule: messenger RNA, 1176 nt
Organism: Ectocarpus sp. CCAP 1310/34
Lineage: Eukaryota; Phaeophyceae; Ectocarpales; Ectocarpaceae
Source: the annotation of a GenBank genome assembly